This is a messenger RNA of Scylla paramamosain (green mud crab), 2854 nucleotides long. Its product is annotated as GDP-D-glucose phosphorylase 1-like. Lineage: Eukaryota; Metazoa; Arthropoda; Malacostraca; Decapoda; Portunidae. The record is from RefSeq and is a predicted model, not a curated record. Gene Ontology annotation, molecular function: GDP-D-glucose phosphorylase activity. The transcript is spliced from 11 exons. Gene Ontology annotation, biological process: glucose metabolic process. Gene Ontology annotation, cellular component: cytoplasm. The coding region runs from base 68 to 1198 and encodes 376 amino acids.
UGUUGAAGUUGUGCGACACUGUUUCCAGGAAAGGCUAAGGAAAUACUGGAGGAUCACAGAUAGCAAUAUGUAUUGUGUCUUUCACACCAAAUAUCAGAUUAUGGAGGAUGACAUGAAAAUCAACCAGGAGAGGAAAAUUUGUUUAACCUACUCUGAAAAAGAUUUUCUCCACUCAACCUCAAGUGGGCAUGGUGAAGAGUUGGCCUCUUCUUUAGAUACUUUGCUGUUGAAGGAGUGGAUGGCUGCAAAAGCAGCUGGUGCCUUUAAUUAUUCUGUUGAAGGUGUAGAUACAAAGAUUCUUCCAGGCAGAUAUGGUAUUGUAGCACAGGUUAAUGUAAAUAGAAAAAUUUUAAGAAGGAAACCAGAUACAAUACUUGAGAUUGAGCAGCCUGUGGAUCCCAACAAGUUUAAUUUUAACAAGAUUCAGAGCAAAGAAGUAUUGAUUGAACUUAGAUUUUUGGUUUCCAAGCAAGAGGAUGGUGGUAUUAAGAAAGAGGAGGAAAAGGACAAAAAACCUUUAAAAGCAACUGUGAUCAUUAACAAUGCUCCCAUCUGCCAUACCCACUCCCUGCUGGUCCCCUUCUUGGAUGAGUGCUGGCCACAAGUGCUAAAUCAUCAGGGCCUUGCUACAGCUGUACAUGCCAUUCUCUUGUCCAAAUCCCCGGAUAUGAGGAUUGCCUUCAAUUCAUUGGGAGGAUAUGCAUCUGUCAACCACCUCCACUUCCAUCUCUUCUACUUUCCCUACACUCUCUACUCAGAAACAGCUGAAUGUGAGAGCCUGGCUGGACCUUGCUAUGUUUUCAAGAACCAUUUUGCUCCUGGCUUUGUCUUCCAACUGGAAAAUGGAGAUAUUGACAAACUCAUCAAGUCUGUGAUGAUCUUGGUUAAUGUAUUUCUGAAGGAGAAGGUGGCCCACAAUAUGUUCAUCACCAGAGGAGCCCCUGUAGAGUCUGUUAGCAGUUCUGAAGAUACAUAUAGUACAGUGAGAGUGAUGCUCUGGGCACGAGAUUUUAUGGCUGGAGCCAAGGAUGUGGACUUGUUGAACACUGCUGCUUGUGAACUGGCAGGCCAUGUUCCUGUUUAUUCACUAGAACACUGGGGUGCACUCUCAGAAGAAGAUGUGUUACCCCUCAUCACCUCAGUAUGUAAGGACAAGUAUGAGGCAGUGUUGCCUAAAGUCAUCAGUGUAUUCCAGUGAGAAAAUUAUGCUGAUAUGCUGACAUCUUCAAGCUUUCCUGCAUAUUGUAGACAGCUCUUCAUAUGUCAUAGGUCCUGAAACUCUUCAGAGACCAGAAGACCUAGACUCAGGUGCUCCACUGAUCUUUGAGGAUCUGACCAGCCACAAGAUCUUAAUUUCUCAAGGCACCAUAAUGCAAGUCAUUCUCCAUAUUGGAAGAGAAUUGUUAAUGCAUAAUGUCUUCAUGACACUGAAUUCCAUAUUAACUUUUUUUUUUUUUUUUAGUUCUGCAUUUUAUGUAUCAUCUGCAUCUGAGCCUUGGUGAAAGCAUUUUUGUUUACUGACACCCUAUAAUGGAAAAUUAAUUUUACAGGUAAUAAUUUAUCUGGUCUAAGAUCUAAUUUUCAAUCUGUAGAACACCACCUCUCCUCUUCUAAACCUUAUCUUCUUUUCCUCACUGAAACUCAGGUGUCUGAGGCAACUGACAGUAGCACCUUUACUGUUCCCUCCUACUCUCUCUAUCCUCAGUUUUGAUCCAAAGCUGGAUGUUGCGUUUAUGUGUGCAAUAACUUAACCUGCUCUCGUGCCCAUGCUCUUGAAUCUUCCGAGUUUUCCACCAUCUGGCUAUGACUACAGAGUCACUCUCAAACUAAAUUUAUCUGUGCACAGUGUAUACCUCUCAUUUAACUCCUCUGACUAUAAGAAUUCUUUGGCUACUUAACUUCCAAAGUGGAGCACAUUCUGACUCUCUUCCCUUUUGCAGAGAUCUCCAUUCUUGGAGACUUCAAUGUUCACCACCAGCUUUGGGUUUCCUCUCCCUUCACUGACCAUCCUGGUGAACUAGCCUUCAACUUUGUUAUCCUCCACAACCUAGAGCAAUUUCUGGUAAACUCUGGAACUCCCUGCCUGCUUCUGUAUUUCCACCUUCCUAUGACUUGAAUUCUUUCAAGAGGGAGGUUUCAAGACACUUACUUAUCCUUCAAUUUCCAACUACCGCUUUGGACCCUUUUCUGGGAUUGGCAUCUCAGUGGGCUUUUUUUUUUAUUGGAUUGUUGUUGCCCUUGGCCAGUGUCCCUCCUACAUAAAAAAAAAAAAAAUCUGAACAAACCUCAAGCAUGUCAAGGAAGAUUAUCACAAUACAGCAUAAGAAACAGAUUUUGAAAUCAUAGUUAUGUCAUAUUAAGCUCUAUAUUUGGUUUCGUCUUGGAAGGCAAGGUGAUGGAGUUGAUCUAGGUAUUAAUGCUUCAGGAAAGCUGUCAUUACUGAAGACAUAUUUCAGUAGGUUAAGUAGGGCUUUUUUACUCUCAUUUCUGAUUGAUACCCUUUUUGUUUUUGAGUUUCUUGAAAUAAACCAAAAUGUUUGACUGUACAACUGGCUUUCAACUCUUGGUCAUCACUUACUGGUAAAUCUAUAGGUUGUGUUACCUCUAAGCUUAUUUGAAAUUAUACACCAGAUACAAAUCUACCUUUAAUGCCACUCUAAAAAAAGAUUCCAAAAACUGAGUUUUACUUUCCUUUACUAGGCACUACGUUAUCAACUCACAGGAUCAUUCUUCAUACUCCCAUUCCUUUUCAAUCACAUACUGGUAAAUCUAUAGGUUGUGCUACCUCUAAGCUUAUUUGAAAUUAUACACCAGAUACAAAUCUACCUUUAAUACCACUCUAAAGAUUCCAAAA